Molecule: messenger RNA, 2104 nt
Organism: Glycine soja
Lineage: Eukaryota; Viridiplantae; Streptophyta; Magnoliopsida; Fabales; Fabaceae
Product: pentatricopeptide repeat-containing protein At3g22670, mitochondrial
Exons: 1
Coding region: 77-1708 (543 amino acids)
Molecular function (GO): protein binding
Source: RefSeq, a predicted model, not a curated record
ACCAAAGUAACCUUCCGCCUCACUCUGGAUUUUGAAACCAUUCAUUCCGUUUCCGUAUUCAACGUAGCCCUCAAAAAUGCUCUCCAAGUUCCGAAUCCUAAGCCUCUUCACUCACCGUCUUUCUCCUAGAACCGCCGCCGCCGCCGCCAAUGGCUCGCACCACUUCCUCUGCACCAUGGCGGAGUCACCGGAGCUCCCUCCGUGGCUCAAGUUCUCCGACACCCCGACCCCUCCAGACGCUGACUCAGACGACAACUUCGUUAUCCCUUCACUCGCUCACUGGGUCGACACCCACAUGCUCAUCACCAAGCCCAAAGUCCUGACGCAAUCACCCAAGCAAGACAACCUCGACGAACUCGACGCAAUAACCAAAGUUCUCAAAAAACGCUACCCUUCUCCCGAGUUAGCUGCUUUAGCCCUUGAUGGACUUAGUUUUCAGCCAUCUAGCGGUUUGGUUUCGCAGGUUCUCAACAGAUUCAGCAACGACUGGGUCCCAGCUUUGGGUUUUUUCAAAUGGGCAAAAUCUCAAACAGGUUAUCGGCAUUCCCCCGAACUCUGCAACUUGAUGGUUGACAUCUUGGGAAAGUGCAAAUCCUUUGAUCCCAUGUCCGAUUUGGUGGAGGAAAUGGCAAAACUCGAACAAGGGUAUGUCACAUUGGAAACAAUGGCCAAGGUAAUCCGGAGGCUUGCCAAGGCACGCAAGCAUGAAGAUGCUAUUGAAGCAUUUCGCAGAAUGGACAAGUUUGGUGUCAAUAAGGACACUGCAGCGUUGAAUGUUCUCAUCGAUGCAUUGGUGAAAGGAGAUAGCGUUGAACAUGCCCACAAGGUUGUUUUGGAGUUUAAGGGUUUGAUACCUUUGAGUUCUCAUUCUUUCAAUGUUUUGAUGCAUGGAUGGUGCAGAGCGAGGAAAUUUGACAAUGCAAGGAAAGCCAUGGAGGACAUGAAGGAACUCGGGUUUGAACCCGAUGUUUUCUCGUACACUAGUUUCAUUGAAGCAUACUGCCACGAGAGAGAUUUCCGCAAGGUGGAUCAAGUUUUGGAGGAGAUGAGGGAAAAUGGAUGCCCCCCUAAUGCUGUGACUUACACUACUGUGAUGCUUCAUCUGGGGAAAGCAGGGCAACUGAGUAAAGCUUUGGAGGUUUAUGAAAAGAUGAAGUGUGAUGGCUGUGUUGCUGACACUCCAGUUUAUAGCUGCAUGAUAUUCAUUCUUGGCAAAGCUGGGAGGUUAAAGGAUGCUUGUGAUGUGUUUGAGGAUAUGCCUAAGCAAGGGGUUGUGAGAGAUGUCGUGACAUACAAUACUAUGAUUUCUACUGCUUGUGCUCACUCGCGGGAAGAGACUGCUCUUAGGUUGCUUAAGGAAAUGGAAGACGGGUCGUGCAAGCCGAAUGUUGGGACUUACCAUCCGUUGCUCAAGAUGUGCUGCAAAAAGAAGAGAAUGAAGGUGCUCAAGUUUUUGUUGGAUCACAUGUUCAAAAACGAUAUAAGCCCUGAUUUGGCCACUUACUCGCUCUUGGUAAAUGCUCUGUGUAAAACCGGAAAAGUUGCGGAUGCUUACUCGUUUUUGGAGGAAAUGGUCUUGAAGGGGUUCACUCCGAAACCCAGCACGCUCAAGGGAUUGGCUGGAGAGCUUGAGUCCUUGAGCAUGUUAGAAGAGAAAGAGCGUGUUGAGGAAUGGAUGGAUCGCUUCUCGCAGAAACAAAACAUUUAGCUGUUUUCGCAUAAGAUGAACUAUUUCUAAGUCUGCUUGUGAUUGAUCCCUAGAGUUUCGUCCCAUGCCAUGAAUGAAAAUGGAAAUCACCUUCGUCUUUGGGAAUGAAUCUUGUGCUAUUUUCACAUCAUGUGAGGAUUUUGUUUUUAUUCUUCUCUUCUUAAAGGUAGGCAAAUUUUAAUAUAAUUCCACCUCUCGUACAUUUAAGAAGAGAAAGAUUGACACAUUUUUACGUCAAUUUUAUUUGCUCGAUGAACUGAUUGGAGUGUACUUGUGUUUUGAACGUGACUUAUGUAUGUUUUCUUCGUACUCAAGUAGGCAUGAUUACCGAUUGUAAGAGAAACAGAUGUGUAGUUCUUAUUUUACACUAGUUGCAUCCUGUGAAUCUGUGACAAA